AUGGAUACGAGCGUGCCCCCUUCUCCUCACAACGGUGUCCUCACCUUGGUUCAAAACGAACCAGACUGGCAACCCAUCUUCCACGCGUCAAACCAAGUCGUUCUCUACAACCCCACCUCGCACGCCCUCUCAAUUCGGCGUUCCUCGACGUCUUCUACAGAUAUCACGCCAUCCUCGUGUCCCUUCUGCAAGCGGCCGCUUCCAGCAGGAUAUAGUCUGAGGGAGGAAGAGGAAGCAGAGGUGGAUGAAAUACUUGAUACGGAGAAUGACGACGCACGAUUCUCUCGAGCGACGAACUACUUUCAGCUACUCGCUAUUGCUAAUGAUACUAUGUCUCGUCCGUCGAGCCCCCCUUCCAUAGCGGCGUCCAGUAGCGGCGAGAGCGCACCGACGUUCUCAACCGAAGCCUUGGCAGAGGGUUAUUUUAAUGCGUUUUUCAAGGAGGAGCGUCGGCUUGGGAUGGGUGCGAAUGGGUCUGUCUACCUGUGCCAGCAUCGGUUGGAUGGAAAUCCUUUAGGCUAUUUUGCGGUGAAGAAAAUUGCUGUCGGACAGUCUCACUCGUAUCUGGUGAAGAUUCUUCGUGAGGUACGCCUCCUCGAGCGACUGCACCACCGAAAUAUCAUCACAUACCACCACGCCUGGCUUGAAACCUACCAAUUCUCCCCGUUUGGCCCCAAGGUUCCCACUCUCCACGUCCUAAUGGAAUGGGCAGAUGGAGGAAGUCUCGAUGACUUCAUAGACGCUCGACUUGGACGUCCGACGAAGCACAUCCACAUCCACCCAGUCACCCCUGUAGCCCGCCCUACUGGUCGCAAUUCCGUUCCUCCCUCCCGCCGAUCGUCCCUAAUUGGCAACUCUCGAUCACACUUUGACCAUAUGGACUCCGAUCUCCACUCGCGAUCGGCGCGAAUACGAGCGUUCCGUGCGUACCAACGUGCUACCCCGGCAGAAAAGGAAGCGAUGAAGCGCCAGACCGAAUCCUCUCAUUUAGAUGGGGGGAGUCGUACUACGUGGACCCCUGUCCAUUUGCUAAGCCCAGAGGAAAUAAAGAGUUUGUUCAGCGAUGUAGUCAGUGGGCUGGCGUUCCUGCACGAUCGUUCGAUAUUACACCUCGAUCUCAAACCUGGUAAUGUACUGCUUACGUGGGACGAGGGAAGUUUGAUCCCGCGUGCAAUGCUUUCAGACUUCGGAACAUCUCGAGACAUGCUCCAGACAUCCCCCACUCGGUCGGGCAACACUGGAACACUCGAAUACACCUCCCCCGAAUCGCUGCCCUCUCCCACGACUGGGCUCCUCCAACAGGUCGACUCGAAAGCUGACAUGUGGUCGCUCGGGAUGAUAUUACACAAGCUCCUUUUUUUCAAAUUGCCCUACCGUUACGCUGCUAUUGGCGACAGUAAUGGAGAGCCCGUUUCGGGCGUCGACGAGCGCGAAAAGAUGGACCGCCUGGAAAAAGAAAUCCUUGGAUAUGCGGGAUUCAAGCCGAAUCAAGACCAUGUCGCGAGUUUUGAGGCAAGGAGGCUUCCGCGUGCUUUCCUGGUGUUGUUGGAGAGCCUUCUGAGUAUUACGCCGUCUGGGCGGCCCUCGUCGGAGCGGGUUUCGAAUGCAAUUCGCGAGGGCAAGUUGGAUCCGCUACAACAAACCCACCCCACAUCCCUCGUCUCUGUCACCCCGCGUUUAUCCAACGUCCCCGCAUCCAGGCUCUCAUCCGUUCAAUCUGACGCCGAGCCACACACCGGCGUGGACACCCGCGAACACUCGACAGAUGCGCCGCUAACAGAAGCACAAGCUAACACGCACUCCCAGUCACCUAACGAGAAGUCCCCCAUCGUCCUUGGGAUACCCCCACACCAAGCGAAUCGUUCUGGUGCCGUUUCUCCGCCAUACGACCGUGCAUCCCCGUCACGAAUACCGUCAUUGUUGAUUAAACGAACCGUCAAAUCUUCGCUCCUCGUCGCGAAGGUGCUCCAUGUCACUACGCUGUGCCCACACAGCCAACUGCACAUCGUGCCGCUCUCAAUCAUCCUUUCUGCCGCCGUCAUCGAUACUUGGUUCGACAAUUAUUGGAUCACAGCCCUUUUCGGAGCAUUCCACUUGGCUGCUGUCAAAGUCGCUUCUCACAAUAACUUCGGCUGCGUCUAA
Messenger RNA from Pleurotus ostreatus (oyster mushroom), 2142 nucleotides. It is a transcript of the gene IKS1, whose product is annotated as putative serine/threonine-protein kinase iks1. The record is from RefSeq and is a predicted model, not a curated record. Gene Ontology annotation, biological process: protein phosphorylation. The coding region runs from base 1 to 2142 and encodes 713 amino acids. NCBI's taxonomy places the organism in Eukaryota, Fungi, Basidiomycota, Agaricomycetes, Agaricales, Pleurotaceae. The transcript is spliced from 12 exons. Gene Ontology annotation, molecular function: ATP binding; protein kinase activity.